CUAUUACAUAACAUCAUGUUUCGGCGUUGGCAAAAGGAGGCGACUGGCAAAUACCGGACGCUUGAAUCUUUUAAUACGUUCUUAAACCGUUUGUCGACAAAUAAGUUUGAAGAGGCGUUGAAUGUGUGCGACGCUGCCGAUCUGUACUCAGUUUUGAGCGUCCUCCACAGCAAGAGCCGUGACCCUCAGCUGCAAGCCAACCAGUCUCCUGGCUUCUACUAUUUCCUCGCGAAUGCGGAACAUCCUGAGGAAGCUGAUGAUUCAAGAGCUGUAGCUGACGGCGCCGCCGCACGCGAUUUGAGAACGGUAGCUUGCGGUCGUGUGCGCAGGGAAGCCGUGGUGCCCAUCAGCAGUAAAAGCACAAAGCUGACCAUGGGCUUGCUAUCCAAACUUUUCCAGCUUGACGCUCAUCCAAACGCGUCGCAUAUUCUCCUGGGCAUUGUCGAUGACGAUGGGUCAGUUUCUCUGGUCCGGGUCUUCAACUACCUACAACCGCCCUUUGAGGGCCCUGAGGCCCUACCGCCACUUGAGCCAGAGGAGGGCGGUGUGGGUGGUGAAAGCGACGAUGACUGAUGGUCCUGCUGCUAUCUAAUCGGCAGACCUUGAGGAGCUUGACGCUGUAGGGGCUGCGCGGUCCACGAAGCGCACCUAGGUUUUGAGGCCACACAAGCAUUCAACGAUGGCCGUUAAUGGCUGCUCUACCUAAUGCAGUGGUAUAUAUGCCGGACAUGGCGCAUGCAGCUGAAACACAAUCCCUGGCCGUCUGUCGGGAUUGCAAACAAGACACUUCGUCGUCCCCACGUUCUGCUCGGAAGAUUACACCUGAUACGAACCGAUCGCGUUUGCUUAUAUUUAGAUUAUCAGGGUGUCAAUGAACGGGUGGGUGUGCCUGAUUAUGAACGGAUGGAAGAUGCUUGUGAAGUGUUCAGGUGAUCCUAAACGUUCGCAAUAUAACAAUUUUGAGGCUCGUAUGGGAUGAGGAAAUGUCGGAAUUGUGUAGGAUUUUGUUGAUAUUUUUAUACCAUUAACACGGCUGUAAUCUGACUGAUAACUGUCCCACAAUCCAAAGUUUCUCUUACUCCUGAUCUCGGCUCAUGCAUAUGUA
Molecule: messenger RNA, 1105 nt
Organism: Volvox carteri f. nagariensis
Lineage: Eukaryota; Viridiplantae; Chlorophyta; Chlorophyceae; Chlamydomonadales; Volvocaceae
Exons: 2
Coding region: 16-573 (185 amino acids)
Source: RefSeq, a predicted model, not a curated record